AUGACUAACCAGACGCGUCACAGCCUCUUCGACGGGUCUCCUGCUCAAGACGAUUGGCCUCAAGAUAAGUCAUGCGAAUUGGUACGCGUCUGGCUCGUACUGACAUGGCUUUACGUCUCGUCUAUCAAGGUCGACCCUUACCUCAAUGUCGAUGCGGGGACUAUGAACCCCAAAGAGCAUGGCGAGGUCUUCGUGCUGUCCGACGGCGGCGAAGUCGAUCUCGACCUUGGUAACUACGAGCGCUACCUCAACAUCACCCUCACUCGCGACAACAACAUCACGACCGGCAAGAUCUACCAGCACGUCAUCGAACGCGAGCGCAAGGGCGACUAUCUCGGCAAGACGGUGCAGGUCGUGCCCCACAUCACAGACGCGAUCCAGGAAUGGAUACAAAAGGUCGCGCGGAUACCCGUUGAUGACACUGGCGAGGAGCCGGAUGUGUGCAUUAUCGAGCUGGGAGGAACAGUUGGCGAUAUCGAGAGCAUGCCGUUCAUCGAGGCCAUGAGCCAGUUGAGGCGGAGAGCUGGCAAGAACAACUUCAUGCAGAUCCAUGUCAGCUAUGUGCCUGUCAUUCAUGGAGAGCAGAAGACGAAGCCGACGCAGCAGGCGAUCAAGGCGGUGAGGAGUAAUGGUCUGAUUCCGGAUCUGGUAUGUCAAGACUUAAGGAGAGACGAAGAAAGAAAUGCUUCGGACCGCUGGCUGACCACAUUCAGAUCGCUUGUCGAUGUCGAUACCGAGCAAGUAGUAGUUGUCAGGGAUAUGCCUUCCAUCUACCAAGUCCCCAUGCUCCUCGAGCAACAGAGACUCAUUCCUAUGGUCCGCCAGUUCCUUGACCUCGAAGCCCUUCACAUCUCCCCAGCCAUGACGGACAAGGGCAACAAGAUCUGGGAACAAUGGCAAUCCCUCACCAGCCACGACACCCGAUACCACGACCCUGUCACGAUCGCACUGGUGGGCAAAUACGUCGAGCUGCAAGACUCGUAUCUGUCGGUGGUGAAGAGCUUGGAACACGCCACUAUGCGCUGCAGGAAGAAGCUCGAUAUCCGCUGGGUAGACUCGGACCACCUCGAGCCCAAGUGCCAAACCUCAGACCCUGCCAAAUACCACACCGCAUGGAACGAAGUCGUCAAGGCUUCUGGCAUUCUUGUCCCCGGCGGCUUCGGCCAACGCGCCACCGAAGGCAUGAUCGCAGCCUGUACCUGGGCGCGCGAGCACAAGAAGCCCUAUCUCGGCAUCUGCCUGGGCAUGCAAAUCGCCGUCAUCGAGUACGCACGCAACGUGUGCGGCAUCAAGGACGCAACAUCUGAAGAGUUCAAUGGCGACGCAGCCAACAAGCUCAUCAUGUUCAUGCCCGAAGUCGACAAGACCACCAUGGGCGCUUCAAUGCGUCUUGGUCUCCGCCCUACCCUCUUCCAAGAGGGAAGCGAGUGGUCCCGUCUCCGCGCGUUGUACGCCGGCAAGACCGAGAUCCUCGAGCGCCAUCGCCAUAGAUACGAAGUCAACCCGGACUACAUCGACACGCUCGAAAAGGGCGGGUUGACAUUCGUUGGCAAGGACGAGGCGGGCGUGCGAAUGGAGGUGGUGGAAAUUAAAGACCACCCCUGGUUCGUGGGCGUGCAGUUCCACCCCGAGUACCUGUCGCGCGUGCUGGAUCCCAGCCGGCCGUAUCUGGGCUUUGUGGCUGCUAGUGCGGGCAUGUUGGAGGAAAUCACCAAGGACUAUCAGCAUGGGGCGAAGAAUGGGAUUGGAGCUGAAGGCAUUGCGAAUGGGGUUGCGGGGUUGAAGGUUAACGGCGAGCCUGCGAGUUUUUAGGGGCGGACGACGGGCCUGGGUGAUGCAUAGAAAAAGAAAAGGACAUAUGGAUGGAAUCAGGAUGGAGUUUUGUGUGGCAUUUGAUAGAUUGGGCUUCGGCUUUGCUGGCAUGUGUAUAUGUCUUGUUACCUGCUAAAUAAAACGACUGAACGAUUG
Messenger RNA from Parastagonospora nodorum SN15, 1968 nucleotides. RefSeq lists its product as hypothetical. Gene Ontology annotation, molecular function: CTP synthase activity; identical protein binding. Lineage: Eukaryota; Fungi; Ascomycota; Dothideomycetes; Pleosporales; Phaeosphaeriaceae. Bases 1 to 1812 code for a protein of 603 amino acids. The record is from RefSeq and is a predicted model, not a curated record. The transcript has 3 exons. Gene Ontology annotation, cellular component: cytoophidium; cytoplasm. Gene Ontology annotation, biological process: pyrimidine nucleobase biosynthetic process; CTP biosynthetic process.